GUAACUAAGGCUUCGCCUAUAUAUAAGGCAAACAGACAUUGUUUGCUGUUAGCUGCAGCCUGCAUUACUGUAAGUGUGCCUUUGCUUUAAAACCACAGACGGAUUCAAAAUGCCUUUGGUGCUGACUUACUUCCCUGUGAGAGGCCGUGCUGAGGCGAUCCGGUUGAUGCUGCAAGAUCAGAAGAAGGAAUACAAAGAGAAUCCCAUCAGCCUUGAGGCAUGGAUGGAAGGCACCGUGAAAAAAAGCUGUCUGUUCGGCCAGUUGCCCAAAUUUGAGGAUGGAGAUCUCACACUGUUUCAGACCAAUGCCAUCCGCAGGUAUCUGGCUCGCCAGCUUGGAGUUUAUGGAAAAGAUGACAAGGAGGCUGCCCUCAUUGACAUGAUGGAUGAGUCCAUACAGGAUAUCAUGAACAACUACGUCAGACUGAUCUACAUGGAGUAUGACACAAAGAAAGAGAGCUACCUCAAAGAGCUUCCAAGCACCCUGGCUCGGUUCGAGAAAAUCCUGGCUUGUAACGAUGGGGGUUUCCUUGUUGGAAAACAGAUCUCCCUUGCAGAUUAUUUCCUGUUUCUCCAGCUGCUGAACCACCAGGUCUUAAGCCCCACUGCACUGGAUGACUUCCCUAAACUGCAGGCAUACAGAGAUAAAAUGAGUGCUCGUCCAAACAUUAAGGCCUACAUGAACAGUGAUGCUUUCAAAAACAGGCCCAUCAAUGGCAAUGGAAAACAAUGAUGUGCCUAUCUAUGAGCCUCAGAAUAAACAAACACUGACAUGUUGAAAUGAAUACAAUAAACUAAAACACUUUUUAAAA
Messenger RNA from Sardina pilchardus (European sardine), 812 nucleotides. RefSeq names its product glutathione S-transferase P-like. Bases 110 to 733 code for a protein of 207 amino acids. Lineage: Eukaryota; Metazoa; Chordata; Actinopteri; Clupeiformes; Clupeidae. Gene Ontology annotation, cellular component: cytosol. Gene Ontology annotation, biological process: glutathione metabolic process. The transcript has 7 exons. Gene Ontology annotation, molecular function: glutathione transferase activity. The record is from RefSeq and is a predicted model, not a curated record.